Molecule: messenger RNA, 513 nt
Organism: Rodentolepis nana
Lineage: Eukaryota; Metazoa; Platyhelminthes; Cestoda; Cyclophyllidea; Hymenolepididae
Source: the annotation of a GenBank genome assembly
AUGGCGAGUGGAUCUGACAUUAGUGUUUUGGAGGAGAAAUUCAAUCAGUUCUGCGAUAUUGUGAGAAAGGGUUCGACAACUGCAACGGAUAAAACAAUUAAGCGCAUUUGUACCGAUGCUGGAUUAUAUUCCAAAAAUAUGGAUGCUAAUAGGGUGGAUAUUGAAUUCAGAGGCUUUGUCGGCAAUGCAAAAAAAGAUGUGGAUUUCAAAGGCUUCGUGGAAUUCCUUGAAGGUCGGUUAGCGAAGUCCUAUGCCGCUUCGAAAGGAAUCGAGGACCAAGCAGAGGCCGCCUCUGAACUGAAAGCGAAAAUUGAAAACUCAACUCCAAAACUCCAUGGUGCUACUAAAACAAGCACAGAUGCCACCACCGCUCGGUUAACGGAUGUUAAAGGCUACACAGGCUCUGCGAAGGAGCGUUUUGAUCCUUCUACGGGCAAGGGAAAAGGAAAAGCCGGCCGCGAAGAUCCCCCACCGGCUUUCACCGCGACGGGUAUUUCAGCUCCUAGGAAAUAG